Messenger RNA from Mercurialis annua (annual mercury), 450 nucleotides. RefSeq names its product chaperone protein dnaJ 49-like. Lineage: Eukaryota; Viridiplantae; Streptophyta; Magnoliopsida; Malpighiales; Euphorbiaceae. The transcript has a single exon. The record is from RefSeq and is a predicted model, not a curated record. Bases 1 to 450 code for a protein of 149 amino acids.
AUGGACAGCGUCGGUGGCGGUGGUAGUUACAGAAUAGAGGCGGAACAGUGGUUGACGAUAUCAGAGAAGCUACUAACAGCACGCGAUGUUCAAGGAGCUAAAAGCUUCGCGAUCCGGGCGCGUGAAUCGGACCCUAGAUUACUCAAAUUCGCCGACCAAAUAAUCGCCGUAGCUGACACGCUCCUCGCCGGAGAAUUAAGAGUGAUAAACUACAACACGGGAAGCAAUAACAACGACUAUUAUGCGAUAUUACAGAUUUCAAGACUGAGUCAAUCGAUGAAACUCGUCGCGAAUCAGUACAGAAAAUUAGCUUUGCAGUUGAAUCCGACGAGGAAUAGGCUUUCAUUUGCUGAGCUGGCUUUUCGGCUUGUAUCUGAAGCCUGGAUGGUGUUUUCUAAUCCUUCUAAGAAGGCAUUGUAUGAUCAUGAGCUGCAAUUAGUGAUAGAGUGA